AUGUAUUUCUACUGUUGGAUACCCGCGCUAGUUAUUGCUCUGUUCCUGAACCUCGACGUCGUUUCAGCUUCAAGCUCCCCCGCGCGACCAUUGAAGCGUGUUGAGCACCCAUCGAUACUCGCUAUAGAGAUACUACCCCGGAAGCCAUCGUCUCGUCACGGUGGCAGACGCGCCCUUCCGCUCGACUCGUCUGUUCUUACACACUCUGAUACCUUUCGGCUGAAGCUUUCCGCGUUCGGCGACGUAUACCAUCUGCAUCUACGACCUAAUGAGCACCUAAUCCACCCCGCUGCUCGUAUUAGUCAUUAUCACACUUCACCUGACGGACAGAAUGUCCGGAUACACACUGAGCCAUUACUGCGGGGCUCCGUGAAGGCCUACUGGGGGGAGGUCGUACCCGCGGACGCCUCCCCAGACCGACUGCGCGAAGAUGCUGCUGGAGUUAUCGCGCGACCGUGGACGGACCCUGCACUCGGCUGGGCGCGGAUCGUUGUGCACCACCAAGGCGACGCCGCGAAGGGGAUUGCACCACUGUUGGAGGGCGGGUUCUCGGUGAAUGGUGUGGUGCACCAUGUCAUGACGAAGGACAACUAUCUCCGCAACAAGCUCGAGCUCGAUCCCCACAUCUCGCUCUCGGACGCUGACGCGGACUCUACCCUUGUCGUCUGGCGCGAUUCAGAUAUGAUGGGCCCGCACGAAUAUGCGGAGGGGAACGUGCACACGUGUGGGCACGAUAAUCUGUCAUAUAACACUGACCCUUCGCUCAAUUCGGUGCUUCGCAAGCCCUCUCCUUCGCCCUUGAAUCCGUGGUAUGAUCCUCUCGGAUUGCUGAACACUCGCAAUGCCUCAGAUAGCGGCCCGACCAAACGUGAUGAUGUCGCGGGAGGCAGCAUGUCUUCGAAUUUCUCGGGCAACAUUGGCUCAACCUUUGGCUGUCCUACAACCGAGAUGAUAGUUUACAUGGGCGUUGCUGCGGAUUGUGAAUAUACCAGCCAUUAUGGAUCCAAGGAGAAUGCGACACAGCAGAUCCUUACCAACUGGAAUUCAGCCAGCGCUUUGUACAAGUCAACAUUCAACGUCACUCUCGGGAUUAUCGAGCUGCAGGUCCAAGACUCAAGCUGUCCAAAUGCCACCGAUCCUGCGGUCCCGUGGAACGUUGCCUGCUCGUCAAGCAUCUCACUCAAUGAGCGCCUGUCGCUCUUCUCCGGUUGGCGCGGGCAAAAAGGAAAUGAUGGCGCAGGACUGUGGCAUCUCAUGAGUGGAUGUCCGAGCGGUACAGAAGUGGGCGUUGCGUGGCUCGCGACACUAUGCCAGCAGUCAUCUUCAGGGAGUGCUCCCUCGAUUGUGUCGGGCACCGCAGUGACAACUGCUGGGCGCACUGAGUGGCAAGUAGCAUCACACGAAAUCGGCCAUAAUUUUGGCGCCAUUCACGAUUGCACCAAUAGUUGCGGCCUAGCAAAUUCAACUGUUUGCUGUCCCUUAUCUGCAACGACAUGCAAUGCGAACUCGCAAUUCGUCAUGAACCCUGUGACGGAGAGCAGUGAAAUGGCCUUCUCGCAGUGCACAGUCGGCAACAUUUGUUCGUUGAUGAUGGGAAAUAUCGGCGCGGAGGAGAUGACGAACACCACCUGUCUGGUCGAUCCCAACCGGUCCCAACAACUCAUCACGAUGAACAUGUGCGGGAACGGCAUCGUCGAGGAGGGCGAAGAGUGCGAUCCGGGAAGAGGCUCGAACUCGACAUGUUGCGAUGUCAGCACCUGUAAGUUCACUGCGGGGGCGGUAUGUGAUCCGGACAGUAGCCCGUGCUGCACCGCGCAGUGUUCCUUCUCCCCGGCAACGCAGGUAUGCGGAGCGGCUCUGGAUCCUACGUGUGACACGACGGAGAUGUGCACUGGGAACUCGUCAGCGUGCCCUGCGGACUUGACGGCACCGAAUGGCAAGAGCUGUGGUUCGAACGGUCUUGCCUGUGCAAGUGGACAAUGCACGUCGCUGAAUGUGCAAUGCCAGAUGGUCGGCGCGUCGAUGAACUUGACAACAGCGUGUCCUAAUAAAGACAGCAAGUCUUGUCAAGUAUCCUGUAUCAACCCAGCAGAUCCAGGCCAGUGCAUUAUCCUGCAGUCAGAUCUCAUCGAUGGCUCUCCAUGCGGAUAUGGAGGCACUUGCAACAGCGGCAUUUGCCAGCCUGGCAGUGCAAUUGACACUUUUGACGCCUGGUAUAGGCAGAACCUGGACAUCUCCGUCCCUGUCACAAUCGCGCUCGCCGUAGUCCUCCUACUCGUAAUUUAUGCGAUCUACCGCUGUUGUACGGCUGAGCGUCGCAAGAAGGUACAGAAAGGAAGUGACAAAAGGGCGCUGCACUCUUCCGAGCCGGCACUAGCAAGAACACGAGCAUAUAGGAUUGGCGACGGGCCUUCGGGAGCGCAUGCGGCACGAUCUGUUGGGCCUGUACUGAGGUCAUCCCCCGAGGGUCGUUGGACGCCACAGGUGUUCCCUAAAACUGUGCAAGCUGCUCGAACUGGCGCUUCUAAUUAG
This is a messenger RNA of Sparassis crispa, 2532 nucleotides long. Its product is annotated as Disintegrin and metalloproteinase domain-containing protein. The coding region runs from base 1 to 2532 and encodes 843 amino acids. Lineage: Eukaryota; Fungi; Basidiomycota; Agaricomycetes; Polyporales; Sparassidaceae. The record is from RefSeq and is a predicted model, not a curated record. The transcript is spliced from 14 exons. Gene Ontology annotation, biological process: proteolysis. Gene Ontology annotation, molecular function: metalloendopeptidase activity.